AUGGCCGGAGACCGACUUAGUCGAGCUCAGAUUGAGCAAUGCUGGAGAGUCGACUUCCGACUUGCGUGCCUCGCCAGGUCGACCACGACGAAAGGUGGUACCGACACUUUCGAUAAACUUUGUCAUGCGUACACUACAGCCCGAGCAACAAAUCGCUGGCCGAUGAGGUUUUUCUUUUGUAUGCUCGAUCAAGCUUCCGUGAAUGCUAGGAUUCUAGAAACUUGCAAAAAUCCUCGAGCAGAUGCAACAGUGAACAAAUCUCCUCAAGUCACUAUGAAGUCUCUUAUAUUUCAUCUUAUAACUCCGUAUAUGCGGCAAAGAUUGGAAAUCAACACGCUGCGCAUCGAUUUACGCAGGGGCAUUGGGAUGAUUCUUGGACUUUCACCAGAUGAUAUGCUCGAAGAAGAGAGGCCAAAAUUACUCAAGAGAGCUCGCUGUGCCAGCUGCCCAUCCUCGAAGGAUAAGAAGACACAAAUGCAAUACCCAUCGUGCAAGCGCCCAAUGUGCGAUGACCAUCGCAUCUACCUGUGCAACGAGGCUGCGAUUAGAAUAUUUUAG
Belonocnema kinseyi is the source of this 558-nucleotide messenger RNA. RefSeq lists its product as uncharacterized. Bases 1 to 558 code for a protein of 185 amino acids. The transcript has 2 exons. The record is from RefSeq and is a predicted model, not a curated record. NCBI's taxonomy places the organism in Eukaryota, Metazoa, Arthropoda, Insecta, Hymenoptera, Cynipidae.